AGCAGUCACGGGGGUCCAGCUUUGUGGCCCACUUCCAUCGUAGAUGCUAUAUGGGUGAUGUGCAUGCGGGCAGCCGACCCUGUUGCGGCUGCUGCUUCAGUGUUGGAUGCCGCGCCAGAGCUCCUGAAGCGGCUGGAGCGGCUGUGUUCCGCCCUUGAUGCGAUGGCGUUUGAGUUGCAUGGGACUCGUGCAGGCGAGAGCAGGGCGCGCCGAGUGCUGGGCAGCCCCCAAGUGGUCGCUCAGCGGGUUCUUGAGCAGCUGCAGCACGCGCAGCAGCGACAGCAGCAGCAUAAACAACAGCACGACCAUCAUCGUCAUCAGCAGCAGCAGGAACAGCGGCAGCAGCAACCAGCACUGCCAGCCGCAGCCCAAUCAGCACAGGCGGCAUGCGCUGGCUGCGGUGCUUUUGAGGCGGCUGACAGCAGCGCCGUGCGGCUGCGGCUGUGCCGCGGCUGCCGGCAGGUGCGCUACUGCGGCGAGGAGUGCAUGAGGCGGCACUGGGCCAGCCACCGCCCUGCCUGCAAGGCGGCACAGGCGUCAGCUGCCUCAGCACAGCAGGGCGCAGGAGUCGUGGGGAAGCUGGAUGAGUAA
Monoraphidium neglectum is the source of this 591-nucleotide messenger RNA. RefSeq lists its product as hypothetical. The annotation marks the transcript as partial. The transcript has a single exon. Lineage: Eukaryota; Viridiplantae; Chlorophyta; Chlorophyceae; Sphaeropleales; Selenastraceae. The record is from RefSeq and is a predicted model, not a curated record.